AUGGCAUUCAAGUUCGUCACCCUCUUCGCCUUGAUGGCAGUAGCCAACGCGGGAUUUAUUCCAGCAGCGCCGCUGGCCUACGCAGCGGCGCCGAUAGCCAAAGUCGCCGCUGCCCCACUGCUCACGAAAACCGUCGACGCCGAUUACGAUCCCCACCCGCAGUACAGCUACGCCUACGACGUCCAGGACUCGCUGACCGGUGACUUCAAGAAUCAGCACGAGACUCGCGACGGCGAUCUCGUCCAGGGCAGCUACUCCCUCCUGGAGGCCGACGGAACUCGUCGCACAGUCGACUACACCGCCGAUCCCAUCAAUGGAUUCAACGCUGUUGUCCGGAAAGAGCCAGCCGCAGUCGCUGUGAAAGCCGUUGCUCCUCUCGCCGUCAAAGCUGCUGCGCCAAUUGCCCUUGCGCAGCCGGCUUAUGCCAAAAUUGCUCAUGCACCUAUUGCCGUCGCCGCUCCAGUCGCCAAAUACGCUGCACCCCUUGCCUAUGCUGCACCAGCGGCAUACGCUGCACACGCGACAUACGCUGCACCCGCGGCAUACGCUGCACCCGCGGCAUACGCUGCACCCGCGGCAUACGCUGCACACGCGGCAUACGCUGCACCCGCUGCAUACGCCAAGGUUGCUGCACCCCUUGGAUACGCACCAGGACACAUUGCGUACUCAGCGCCCGCUGCAUACGCCGCUGCACCUGUUCACGCCGCAUAUGCCGCCGCUCCAGCUUACCUCCACUGA
Molecule: messenger RNA, 738 nt
Organism: Diachasma alloeum
Lineage: Eukaryota; Metazoa; Arthropoda; Insecta; Hymenoptera; Braconidae
Product: cuticle protein 21
Exons: 2
Coding region: 1-738 (245 amino acids)
Cellular component (GO): extracellular matrix
Source: RefSeq, a predicted model, not a curated record